This is a messenger RNA of Zophobas morio, 1752 nucleotides long. RefSeq lists its product as uncharacterized. NCBI's taxonomy places the organism in Eukaryota, Metazoa, Arthropoda, Insecta, Coleoptera, Tenebrionidae. The record is from RefSeq and is a predicted model, not a curated record. The transcript has a single exon. Bases 1 to 1752 code for a protein of 583 amino acids.
AUGGAAGAAUUUUAUUUGUUAAACAGAAAAGGAGUGUUUCCUUAUGAUUAUAUAAAUUCCUGGGAGAAACUCCUUGAAACAAAACUACCCGAAAAAAAGGAAUUUUAUAGCCGCUUAUACGAACAAGAUGUUAAAGAUGAAGAUUAUUCUCACGCUAUCAAAGUUUGGAAUACUUUCAAUAUUCGUACAUUAGGAGAAUAUUCCGAUUUAUAUUUAAAAACAGAUGUGCUUCUUCUAGCCGACGUAUUCGAAGCAUUUCGAACUACGUGUUUAAAUACUUAUCAACUUGAUCCCUUACAUUAUUAUACUGCACCAGGUUUAACAUUUGAUGCCAUGUUAAAAACGACAAAAAUUAAACUAGAACUCUUAACGGACAUAGAUAAAGUCCUUUUUGUGGAGAGAGGUAUUAGAGGUGGAGUUUCCCAAUGUUCUAAUAGAUACGGUAAAGCCAAUAAUAAGUACAUGAAUAAAGACGAAUAUGAUCCUUCACAAGAUAGUACCUAUUUAAUGUAUUUUGAUGUUAAUAACCUUUACGGAGCGGCAAUGUCUCAAUGUUUACCGUAUGGGAAAUUUGAAUUUGUAGAAAAUUUCAAUAUUUCAGAUAUCUUAGAUACUUCUGAUAAUUCCACAACUGGUUAUAUUAUUGAAUGCGAUUUGGAUUAUCCAGUAGAUUUGCAUGAAAUACAUAGCGAUUUACCUUUAGCUCCAGAGCACAUGAUACCUCCCAUUUCAAGAUCUAAACUUAAAAAGUUGUUAUUGACUUUAUAUCCUAAGAAAAAUUAUGUUAUACAUUAUAGGAAUUUAAAAAUGUAUAUAAAAUUUGGUAUGAAAAUAAAAUGUGUACAUCGUGUUCUUAAAUUCGAACAGUCUGCGUGGUUAAAGGAAUAUAUAGAUUUAAAUACAAGGCUUAGACAGCAAGCGAAGAACGAUUUUGAAAAAGAUUUUUUUAAAUUAAUGAUUAACGCUAUUUAUGGUAAAUGCAUGGAAAAUGUUCGAAAACAUAGGGAUAUUCGAUUGGUCAGUAAAUGGGAGGGACGAUGGGGAGUUCGUUCUCUUAUUUCUAAACCAAAUUUUCACAGUUCCGUUGUAUUUGAUGAUGAUUCAGCUAUCAUCGAAAUGAGUAAAUUAGAGGUGUUUUUAAAUAAACCAAUUUAUGUCGGUUUUUGUAUUUUAGAUAUUUCUAAAACUUUUCUCUAUGAAUUCCACUAUGGUUAUAUUAAGGAAACAUUUAACAAUAAUGCAAAGUUGCUUUACACCGACACUGACAGUCUAAUUUACGAAUUUCAUGUAGGUGAUAUAUACGAAUAUAUUAAGAAAGAUUCUCAUCGGUUUGAUACUUCAGACUAUGAUUUGUAUAAUGUUUAUGGUAUAGAACAAAAAAAUAAAAAAGUGCCAGGUUUGAUGAAAGAUGAAAAUAACGGUAAGAUUAUGUUAGAAUUUGUGGGUCUCAGAUCGAAAAUGUAUGCAUAUAGAGUUGCAAAGGAUGAUUUUAAUAAAAAGGUAGUUAAGAAAUCCAAAGGUAGUACGAAAGCUUCACUUAAAACAAUAACAUUCGAAAAUUAUAAAGAAUGCUUAUUUAAUAGCCGAAAUUACGAAAAGUCCCAAAAUCUCAUCAAAUCAAAACAUCAUAUUGUUUACACAAUAAAACAGGAGAAAAUAGUUCUCAGCCAUAAUGAUGAUAAGAGAAUUGUUACAAGAUUUGCAACGGAUACGCGACCUUGGGGAUAUCAUAUUUCGCCACCAGAAAUGUGA